AAUAUAUGAUAUAAUAUGUGAUGAAAGAGGAGGAGGAGCCGUCCACGAUACUCUCGUCACAGCGGGACGUCUGGUUCCUGCAUCGCGAGAACGGUAUUGGAAGGAGUUGGAGCGCAGCGUUCGCAGGUUCAUCAUGCAUUCUACUUGUCGCAAUGGAGCAAUGACGCCAAAAGUAGGUGUUUCGUUUCUGCAAAUGAGAGUUUAAUGACAAGUAGGUGGUACUUGUCAAUCCAUCUCGUUGUGCACCAGCGAACUGGUUAGAAUGACACAUUUUCCCUUGGUGCUCUGGAAGUUGAAGCUCAAAUUGGGACCAGGAGGAAGGGGACGUAGUAGUCGGGUGUCUGACAGGAAAGGGCACGCUGUCUAGCCGAUCUGGACACAAAACCCAAAGCUGUCAUUCGAAUCUGGAUCUGGACAUCCAUGUGUUUACACCACUGAUCGUUGCCUGUAGGCCCACGCGUGCGCCCAGUGCCCACAGUAAGCUCAUCCACCGGAGCAGCCAGACAGCAUGGGGGUCCACGGGGAGGAACAGCAAGGAGAUCCAUCCAACGGGGACUUUCGGAGCGAGCAGACGCCGGUAGACCCGGCGGAGAUGGAGCAGAAUAAAGGUAGCUGUGCUGCUCACGACCCGGACAGCAGUCGCCCGGUCGAGGACGGCACAAAGACGGCGAAGAGUGAAUGCAACGUCGCGCCAGAGGAGAGCACCGUGCAUCUGAUAGAUACCGUAUGCACACCGCCCGGGUCCCCCUGUCGCGACGCCCGGUCCCCGGGAGCCAGGGUAGACUUCGUUCCGCCCGACGGGGGCUUCGGGUGGAUAGUGGUGUUUGCCGCCACUUGGUGCAAUGGUUCAAUCUUCGGGAUUCAAAACUCCUUUGGCAUCCUCAACAUGAUGCUGAUGGAGGAACACGCCGACCCCAAUGACCAAAGGUCGCAGUUCAAAGUGGCCUGGGUGGGGGCCCUAGCGAUGGGGAUGAUCUUCCUCUGCUCCCCGGUGGUCAGCAUGUUCACCGACCACUUCGGCUGCCGGCAGACGGCGGUGGGCGGAGCCACCGUGGCCUUCAUCGGGCUGCUCGGCACCUCGUUCGCAACCUCGCUGCCGCUGCGUUACUUCACCUACGGCAUCCUGUUCGGCUGCGGCUCCUCCUUCGCCUUCCAGCCCUCGCUGGUCAUCCUGGGGCACUACUUCCGGCGGCGGCUGGGCCUGGCCAACGGGGUGGUGACGGCGGGGGCCAGCUUGUUCUCCAUGGGGCUGCCCGUGCUGCUGCAGAAGGUGGCCAAGCCCCUGGGCCUGUGCCGCACCUUCCAGAUCCUCAGCAUCUUCAUGCUGGUGCAGGCGCUGCUGGCCCUGACCUUCAGACCCCUGCUGCCCGCGGGGCUGGGCUGCGGGCCGGGGGGCAUGCCCUCCGCGCCCUCGGAGCCGGCGGACCCCCAGGCCAGCAGGGGGAGCCGGGCCCUGGCCCAGGUCAGGAGGUACUUCAACCUCCGCGUGUUCCACAUCGUCACCUACCGCGUCUGGGCGUUCGGCGUCGCCACGGCGGUGCUGGGAUACUUCGUGCCCUACAUGCAUCUGAUGAGCUUCGUCAAGGAGCAGUUCAAGGAGACAGACAAGGAGUGGGUGCUGCUGGCGUGCAUCGGGGCGUCGUCCGGGGUGGGCCGCCUCGCCUUCGGGAAGAUCGGAGACCUGGUCCCGGGACUCCAGAAGAUCUACAUGCAGGCGACCUCCUUCAUGGUGCUGGGUCUGAUGUGCAUCCUGAUCCCCCAGUGCUGGGUGUUCGAGGGGCUGGUGGCGGUCUGCGUGCUCCUGGGCCUCUGUGACGGCUGCUUCCUCACCCUCAUGGCGCCCGUGGCGUUCCAGCUGGUGGGGCCGAUGCGCGCCUCGCAGGCUAUAGGCUACCUGCUGGGCCUCAUGGCCAUCCCCAUGACGGCAGGGCCGCCCCUCGCCGGGCUCCUCCACGACCACUUCGGGGACUUUACACUGGCCUUCUCCCUGUCGGGGGUGCCCCCCAUCGUCGGGGGUGUGGUGCUGUUCCUCGUGCCCCUGAUCCACCGCAGGCUCCAGGCCGGCCAGCAGGGGGCCUCCCCUGAAGACCCGGGGCCCGCUGACCACAUGCUGUCCCAGGAGCCCAAGAGCAGCUCCAACGGGGGCCUGCUCCCAGGCUACACGGACGUGGAGACGCACAUCUGAAGCAGCACUACAAAGGGAUUCAGACCACCAGCACCUUAUGGCCAAGCCUCUCGCUGUUCCCGACUCACGAUGGAUCUGUCACUGGGGACGCAAUCACACCAACCUCACCUCACCCUCUACCGGAGCUGUGAAAGGUUUAUAGAAACUGGGUCACCAUCGCAACCGCUACACCUACGCAUUGCCUCCCCCCCCCCCCCCCCCCCUCCAUAUACACACACACACACUCUCACUCACAUACACACAUACACAUGUACACACACAUAUACACACACACACACACACACAUAUAUACACACACAGCAAUGUGUUUCGAUGGAUCGUUAAAAAAUAUGACUUUGGAGCAGAGAGGUGAAGAGGUUUACGUGAGGAGAAGCUACGGAGGAAGACACUUGAGAUGAACGAGGUUCAGCGAUCAAGGUCUGGAUCAGAGUCACAGAAAGCUUUACGCAAUCCCCACACAUGUCUUAUCUGACGAUCAACUGUGAUUUUAUUAUUUUUCUAUAUAUAUAUAUUUGUAUCUGGAGAAAUAAAAUGAGUUGUGAGAGACAGAAAAUAAGAGAAUAACUGAGAAUAAUUAAUCUUGUUUUUAACGUUAAGAGGCUGUAUCUAAUUAUUUGACUUUAUUGUUAUUAUUAUAUAUAUAUUGUGCAUUUUAAAAUGGUAAAUUAGCAUAAGAAGGUCAUUGAGAUAACAAGUUACACCACAUUUCUUCUCGCUGCUGGUAAUUCAUCUCUCAGAAUCGUUUGGAUCAAUACUGUGAGAAACAUGGGAGGGGUGGAGGGGUUUAGAUUUAGGGGCAGGAAGAGGUGAGCCCCCCGUGGUUGGGGGGUGGGGGGGAUCAGACACAAUCAACCUCAACUCAACCGCACAACAUGCUGCACCACGACGUCACACACAUAGGAGCCCGUCGCCUCGGGUUACAGUCCACUGAGGAUCCCCUCUGGCGGCGGCCAUGCUGAUUCUACUGCCAAGUUCAGACAAACCAAACCACAGGGGCUGAAUAGGAUCACAGCUCAGCUUUUAUGUUCUAUAGGCUCAUCGCGUUUGCACCUUAUGGGUGGUGUCUUUUAUGCAAUUGAUAUCAACAGGGUUAGUGCCAUCUGCCGGAGAACUAACCACCAGAACACCAAGUCUUCAUGAUACUCCGUGCAGCCAUCUCUCCCCAAAACCAUACAUUCUGCAUUGUGGAGUUCUUUGCAAACAUGUCUUUCUUUUUAGAAGGGUGCUAAAACUCUGGACACUAUGAUCACGUGAAAAAGUUUUUUGUUUCAAUAGAAAAUGUUCCUUGGUAGUAUACUAAAAACAGUUACAAGUGAUCACCAUUUGUGACUUGAGAUUUAUUGUUUGCCGUCCCAAGUUCAUAUUUGAAAACGGCAAAUUUUGGAUAGCUUUGACGUACAUUUGUGUGUGUGUGUGUGUGUGUGUGUGUGUGUGUGUGUGUGUGUGUGUGUGUGUGUGUGUGUGUGUGUGUGUGUGUGUGUGUGUGUGUGUGUGUGUGUGUGUGUGUGUGUGUGCAUAAUAAUCAAUGCAGACAUGAGAGGUAUCUGUUGCAGUGUGCAGAGAGAUGCUGACAAUGGGCAUGGGGAUGUUUGAGGGGGUUAAUUCUGCCAAAACGCCUUCACCCGGAUAAAGACAAUCCCUGCAUGGUUUAGCUGCUGUUUUUGUUUUGGGAUGUUCUCUCUCAUUAAAUCUCCACGCGCGUUCAUUCAAAAGAAAACCCGAAACAAAAAUAGAACCACAACUAUGCAGCCUCUUUUAUCAACAUUUCCCGAGUACCAGCGAGACGCGGCCGUCAUCGAGUUUCAACAACUUCUGACCUCUGAACUUUAAGUGUUAUUUCACCCUUUAACCGAAUGACGCAGUGAAUGGACCCCAGGCCAUGGACUAAUUUGACUCAGCGUGACUUAAUGGAGGCCAGAAGAGGGGCAGAGUGCGUCCUAGCGAUAGCUCUCUGUAGACGGUAGGAAGAUGAGGGCAAUGAUGUCAAUGAUGUUUGUUCAGAGGGUCUGUUAACCUUUGUUUUUGUAGACCACUCUGCUUUUCUUUCACUGCUGUUUUGUUAAGGGUUUUCUUAAAUAUAAUUCAAGUUUUCCCUGCACACUGGGCCGACUACAAUGUUUCCCUGUGAGGCAGAGUUCAGAAGCACAGAGGGGACAGAAGGUUUUUGCAAAAAGUCCUGAAUGGGGAGCAGGUACACCCAUACCUCGGAGAUUGUAACCCAAGCACUCACUAUUCAUAUUCAGGACAAUGGGUUCCCGCUGCUGUCUACGAUACCUUUUUAAUUUUUUCUCUUUUAGAAGCACAUGUUGCCUUGCGGCGACUGUGUCAACUGCCAAAUGGGUUCCUAGACGUCCGCCCAUAGAUCCUCAGGAUAUCCUGGUGGGGGUUCAGGAGAACGAGAGAGCAUGCGUAGCUGGUCAUGGAAUGGGGAGAAUCUAAGAAAAUGGUGUGGAACACUUAUUGUUUUGGGCCCAUGUGUUUUGAAGGUGUUUUUGGUAAUUAUUGUUGUUAACAACAGUAAAAGUUAUGAUUGCUAAUGUCAUUGCUGUUCUCUUCGGCGUGUGUACAUGAAUGGAAUGACAUUGGUGCUUGGUUGUUGAAUUCAAAGUACGUUUUGCUGUUUAAGAUUUUUUCUUCUGUAGAGCAGUUGGUAGCUAUACAGAAGACAAAAAUGUACAAAACGACAGGGAGAUAAACUAGAGUAAGUUCUAUUCUCUCUCUCUCUCUCUCUCUCUCUCUCUCUCUCUCUCUCUCUCUCUCUCUCUCUCUCUCUCUCUCUCUCUCUCCCUCUCCGUGUGCCUGAGGAAUGAAUGGAUGCAGUGUGAUUCAUGGAGAUGGACGAGUGGUCUAGAGACGGCCACACACCCUGUAAUUAUUUCAGAAAAACAUAAUUUAUCCCUCUGAAAACAACAGCAGCAGAUCUGCAAGUAAUAGCUGUGUGUCAUGCAUUUGAACAGAAGAAGCUUCGGGUUUAAAAUGUGAAUGUUGUUUGAUCAAAGUGUUUCUGUUGUGUCUGUACAUCAGAGCACGAGAAGGACCUGCCAGCCCACCUGUGUCAUGUGUUCAGUUGUAUGUUGUAUGUAAAGAAUACCUUUUUUCUCCAACAAUGGUAAAGGCAGUGUUGCCUUUCCAAUGGAAUCUGGAUUUUCUGCUUGUGUCCUCUCCUGUCAAAAAAAAGUUUAAUAUUUAGAAAGUGACUUUGUAAAACAGAUGUCGCGUUUAUUUUGGACCUAUAACAUAUGCACCUAACCUAUGACAUGUUUGCUACAUUUGACUGACUAAUAUUAUCGAUACUGAUUCCAUUCUGUUCUUUCAAAUGAUCACGCUCAAUUUCACUGGCAACCUCACUUGACUCUUCUUUUUAUAAGUGAAUCGAGAUGGAUCAAGUCAAUGAUCAGCUCAUCGCAGACUCAUGCCAUCACUGUCCUCUGACCUCGAGCUUGGGUGUUUGUGCAACAUGACAUGUUCUGUCUUGGAUGGAUUACCUCAAUCCUAAACUAAACACACACACAUUGGGAAACAUUGACCCUGCUGUCUUGUUAGCCUGCAGAACACCACCUAACCGUGGCCACUUGUGUGAUUCUGUUACUUGAGGGCUUCGGGAAAUCUUGGGGAUCUUUGAUUCCGUUUUCCACAGCUGCCAUUGUUAAGUAUUUUUAAUCACGGAAACAAUCAAAUGUAUACAGGAAUAUUUUGUAAACUUUGAACAACGUGUGCUAUAAGUUCUUGAUUCAGCCUCAUAUUGUCAUACUAUUAAGAUUUGUAAUGAUUUUGGACCUGCUUUAGAAUGAUUACUGUUCAUAAUUUAACAUUGACUAUACAUCACACAUCAUUUUAGUUUUUUGUAAUCUAUGUACAAAAAUGUAUAUGAUCAUAUAUCCCACUCACUCCCACUUUAGCAUAUAUUUUCAAAAACAAUGU
This is a messenger RNA of Gadus macrocephalus (Pacific cod), 6106 nucleotides long. RefSeq names its product monocarboxylate transporter 8-like. Bases 509 to 2185 code for a protein of 558 amino acids. NCBI's taxonomy places the organism in Eukaryota, Metazoa, Chordata, Actinopteri, Gadiformes, Gadidae. The record is from RefSeq and is a predicted model, not a curated record. Gene Ontology annotation, biological process: transmembrane transport. Gene Ontology annotation, molecular function: monocarboxylic acid transmembrane transporter activity; thyroid hormone transmembrane transporter activity. The transcript has 7 exons.